Aspergillus wentii DTO 134E9 is the source of this 1869-nucleotide messenger RNA. Its product is annotated as Set1-mediated histone H3-K4 methylation subunit Swd1. The record is from RefSeq and is a predicted model, not a curated record. Gene Ontology annotation, cellular component: Set1C/COMPASS complex. The transcript is spliced from 5 exons. Lineage: Eukaryota; Fungi; Ascomycota; Eurotiomycetes; Eurotiales; Aspergillaceae. Gene Ontology annotation, molecular function: protein binding. The coding region runs from base 154 to 1566 and encodes 470 amino acids.
UGAAGACUCCCCCACUCGGAAGUCGAAUAUAGCGGUACCCAAGGUGCUGGAUGAUCGUUUACAGCCAACCCUCCUGGCCUCUCUUCCAGGCUGGGAAAUUUAUGUCAUCAUUUGUCUUUCAUUUUACCAGCUGAGAGUUGUGAAAUUGUCACAAUGAAUUUGUCUCUCAUUGAUCCCUUUGUCCUAGCUCAGGACUACCCAGAUACUUUAGCAGAGAAAUUGAGAAGUGGCCACGCCACGUGUCUCAGAUUCAACCGCAAAGGAGAUUAUCUAGCCUCCGGACGAGUGGACGGUACGGUGGUGAUUUUCGAUGUUGAAACAAAUGGCGUGGCACGCAAGUUACGGGGGCAUACCAGGCAGAUCCAAUCUUUAAGUUGGUCUCGCGAUGGCCGAUAUCUCCUCAGUUCUUCUCAAGACUGGAAAUGCAUACUCUGGGAUAUGAAAGAUGGGUCACGGGUUCGCACUGUCCGAUUCGAGGCACCUGUCUAUAUCGCUGAGCUGCAUCCUUUCAAUCAUCUGCUUUUUGUAGCUUCUCUUUUCGAAGACCAACCCGUCCUCGUUGAUAUCUCAUCACCUAAGCCUAUCAAACGUAUUCUUCCCUCUGCUCCGUUUCGUCCUCCGCCGUCUGAGGAUGUCGACCCUGCGGUGGCUGCGAAACAAGCCGCUCAAGAUGCGAAACACUCUACAUGCGUCACGAUCUUCAGUGCAUUUGGGAAUCAUAUCAUAGGAGGCACGUCAAAGGGCUGGAUCAAUAUUAUUGAAACACAAACAUGUACCACCAUCCACUCGACUCGACUCUGUAAUGGAGUUGUGAUUCUGCUCCGCCUCGCGAGCAACGGCCGGGACUUGCUGGCCAACAGCUCCGAUCGCGUCAUCCGUACCGUUCCCAUGCCAGACCUUUCACAGUUGGGGAUUGAUCUCGAGCCAGCCAAUAUCAAACUACAAGUCGAACACAAAUUCCAAGAUGUGGUCAACCGACUAAGCUGGAAUCAUGUGUCGUUUUCUUCGACCGGUGAAUUCGUCAUCGCGUCCACCUUCAUGAACCCUGAUAUCUACGUGUGGGAACGAAGUCACGGUUCCCUGGUCAAGAUCCUCGAGGGUCCAAGAGAAGAGCUAGGCGUGGUGGAAUGGCACCCAACUCGUCCGAUGGUCGUAGCAUGCGGCCUGGAAUCCGGAUGCAUCUACACUUGGACGAUUGUCUCGCCACAGAAGUGGUCCGCCCUAGCUCCCGACUUUGGUGAAGUCGAAGAAAACGUGGAAUAUGUCGAGCGAGAAGAUGAAUUCGACAUUCACCCCGCGGAGGAAAUCCACCAACGCCGUCUUGAUCAAGAGGAUGAAGUCCCCGACGUACUUACCAUCGAACCGAUCAAGAGCGACGCAGAAGAAGUCCAAACCUUCCGCAUGCCCGUCCUCCUCGACAUAUCCGACAGCGAAAGUGGCGAGGACAUAAUCGCCGUCGGGCCAGGCACAAUGCGACGCCGCACACCCGGCGCCAAUGACAGCGAAGGUGGCGCCGGGGGUAAAAACGGCACCACUCGAGGCCAGGGUAAGGGACGAAGACGAUGAACCACACACUACUGUAUCAUUAUUGCCAUAUAUCCUUCCAUUUCUACGAGUUCUGGGACUUCCUGGCGUGGCGUUAUUUUGGUGGGAUUUUUCAAAACAUACACAGCAUAUAAAAUUACCGUCUAAAGGGUUUCAAUGGGGUGGAAGGCGUUGAAAUUAAUUCAAACCAAAAAAAGAGGGUUAAUUAACCUGAUCAGGAUGGGGAGACUUUAUUAAUUACAGCAUCAUAUCCCAUUAGGUAUUUAGGUAUUCUAAUUAUUAAAAAAUUAUGAUCAGUACAUUUCUGGCAUAUGACCAUGUGAC